AACGGCGGCGGCACUGAACAGCCACCGGAAUCCGACGCCCUGCAGCACUCCCUCCGACGUGAACAGUAGCCUUCUGGUGAAGUUCGACGCUGAGCCACACGAAGCCCAAUCUAUUUACCCACACUUGUUCGAGCAUAGAUAGGUGUUACCCACCCCUCCUAAUGUCGGACCAGCGAGUUUGAGCCUUUUCGAACUCAGUUUUGCAGCGUCGGGCUCCUUCGACAUCGAUCCACUCUUAACCCAAGUGGUUUCAACUUGAGUUAGUAUCGGUUAGAUAGAGUUUGGUAGAGCGGCAAGACCUUUUUAAAUUGAUGGGUGUGAUCACUAUUUCAAACCAUUGCUCCAAUUGCCUGGUUAAAUUGAAGACGAGCCUUCCAGUAUCUGAGGCAUCGCGUCGACCCAAUUGCCCAGUUUCAGGGAGAAGAAAGUGGGCUGUUGCUAUGACAUCUCAAGUUCCAGUGGAACAUGUCAGUGAGAGUCAAUUAAGAUUGACUGGUGACUCGUUUAUCCGACCCCACUUGAGAAAAUUGUCUCCUUAUCAGCCCAUUCUCCCUUUUGAGGUUUUGUCAUCGCGGCUUGGAAGGAAACCUGAGGAUAUUAUAAAAUUAGAUGCGAAUGAAAAUCCUUACGGUCCUCCCCCUGAGGUUCUUGAAGCGUUAGGAGCAAUGAAAUUCCCAUAUGUAUAUCCUGACCCCGAAAGCCGUCAAUUGCGUGCUGCACUUGCCAUAGAUUCUGGCCUCGAAUCUGAUUACAUUCUUGUGGGAUGUGGUGCAGAUGAGCUCAUCGAUUUGAUAAUGCGAUGUGUGUUGGACCCCGGUGAUAAAAUUGUAGACUGCCCUCCUACCUUCACGAUGUAUGAAUUUGAUGCUGCUGUUAAUGGUGCUGUUGUCAUUAAAGUUCCAAGAAAGCCAGAUUUUUCCUUGAAUGUGGAUCUCAUCAAAGAUAUUGUUGAUAAGGAAAAACCAAAGUGCAUUUUCCUCACAUCUCCUAAUAACCCAGAUGGGAGUAUAAUUAGUGAUGAAGUUCUCUUGAAAAUCCUUGAGCUGCCCAUACUGGUUGUUCUAGAUGAGGCCUAUAUUGAGUUUUCUUCAGUUUCAUCGAAGAUGCAGUGGGUGAAGAAAUAUGACAACUUGAUUGUUCUUCGAACAUUUAGCAAAAGAGCAGGCUUAGCUGGACUUCGUGUGGGAUAUGGAGCAUUUCCUUUGAGCAUUAUUGAAUAUCUUUGGCGAGCAAAGCAACCAUAUAAUGUGUCUGUUGCUGCUGAAGUUGCUGCUUGUGCAGCAUUGCAGAACCCAUCCUACUUAGAGAGGGUAAAAAACGCUUUGGUACAAGAACGCGAGAGGCUUUACAAUCUUCUAAAGGACGUGCCGUUCUUGACUCCGUAUCCUAGUCACUCUAAUUUCAUUCUUUGUGAGGUAACGUCGGGAAAAGAUGCGAAGAAAUUGAAGGAGGACCUGGCAAAAAUGGGGGUGAUGAUUCGUCACUACGACAAGAAAGAAUUGAAAGGCUAUGUCCGUGUGACUGCUGGCAAACCCGAACAUACCGAUACUUUGAUGGACUGCCUUCGAUGCCUAUCGUAGUCAGUCAAUCAGUCCCAUAUAUUGGGAAGUUUUAGCAUCCAAAGGAUUUGAGGUUCACCUCUCAUAUCACUUUGUUGUAAAACAUGACAUUCAUAUUGCUUCUUCCUUUUGGAGAACUCAAGAAUCAGUUAUGAGGAAAGGCAGAGUAGGACAUUGGCUCUUGGGAUUUUGCUAAACCAGAAAACAAUUGUUUGCUCAUUUUGUUUCUUUUUUUUUUUUAACUAAAUUUGAAAAUGUUCAUAACCAAGAUUUGUUUUGAGUGCAAGAGGUCAAGUAAUUUUAAGUAGACAUUAUAUUUAAUUUUUA
This is a messenger RNA of Momordica charantia (bitter melon), 1886 nucleotides long. RefSeq names its product HISTIDINE BIOSYNTHESIS 6B (gene HISN6B). The record is from RefSeq and is a predicted model, not a curated record. Gene Ontology annotation, biological process: L-histidine biosynthetic process. Lineage: Eukaryota; Viridiplantae; Streptophyta; Magnoliopsida; Cucurbitales; Cucurbitaceae. Gene Ontology annotation, molecular function: pyridoxal phosphate binding; L-histidinol-phosphate:2-oxoglutarate transaminase activity.